Messenger RNA from Ectocarpus sp. CCAP 1310/34, 1670 nucleotides. The record is from the annotation of a GenBank genome assembly. NCBI's taxonomy places the organism in Eukaryota, Phaeophyceae, Ectocarpales, Ectocarpaceae.
AACGCGCACCAAUGGGACAACAACGCGCUUGGCAGGCGACCGGGAAGGGGGGGCGAGGUUUCGGGCACGUGUUUUUCGCGGAGUUUUCUCACUCAGACGACGACGAGCUCCGCGUCAUUACCGGAGGGGUCGGUCACGUCAAAUUCUGGGCUCUUAACGGAAGGUUGUUCAACGCCAGAAUGGGCCUCUUUGGGAAGGUGGGCAAGCGGCAGACGAUGCUGUGCGGGACGGCCAUCGCGGCGGCCCGGUUCGUCAGCGGCGGAGUAAGCGGCCACCUGUACGUGUGGAAGGGGAGGUGGCUCGAGAAGACCCUGCGCGCCCACCAACGGUGCGUCAACUCCGUCCAUCACACCGCAGGGGGCUUAGUCACGGGUGGGAAGGACGGCUUUGUCAAGCUCUGGAGCACGCAACUGGCGCACCUCAAGACUUUUGACUUGAGCGAGGCUACAGUCCCGCCCCUUCUUCGUGGUGUGCGAUCGGUCUGCGCGUCUCUCGACGUUACCGGGUCGGAGGUGAUCAAGAUCGCGGCGGUGACGGCUGGCUCUGAGGUUUACGAGAUAAGCAGGGAGAGCGGCUCCAUGAUGUUGCUGCAGGAGGGCCACUUUAGCGGGCAGCUCUGGGGGCUGGCGGCACACCCUACGGAUGGAGACAUCUUCGCAACGGCUGGGGACGACCACAGCAUUCGAGUGUGGAGCGUGUCACUUGGAGUCAUGCUGCGGAAGGCGUACGUGGAUGGCACGUGUCGAGCGCUGGGAUGGUCACCCGACGGCCGGCUCCUCCUCAUUGGGAUGGGCGGCAGCAUCGGUUGCGAGCGCACGAGGAAGGAUGGGACGUUCUUGAUUUUCGACGUGUACAACAUGGAGAUCCUGUACGAGGGGAGGGACUCCCGCUCUUGGAUCCGGGCGUGCUGCUUCAGUCCCGACGGCAAGACCUUCGCGGUGGCGUCGACGGACAACAAGAUCUACAUCUACGACUCUAAGUCCUAUGGGCUCAAGGCUAAGGCCCAGAAACACAACAGCCCCCUCGUGGCCCUGGACUUCAGCGAGGACUCUAACUACGUGCAGUCCGCCUCCGAGGACAACGAACUCCUCUACCAUAGCGUUGGCGACGGCCUGCCGUUCACAGUGCAAGCCCAGCUGAAGCACAUCAAGUGGUCACAGUACACGUGUCCGUUCGGCUGGCCUGUUCAGGGGGCCUGGCCUCCCGUAGCCGAGGAAAACGCCGCGACGUUAACCUCGCUCCACCGAUCGCACGACAGAACCCUUCUGGUGACCGCGGACGAUGCUGGCAAUGUCAAGCUGUUCAGAUACCCCACACUAUCGAAGCAGGCGGGUUACAAGCUCGUCUCCGGCCACGUCGGGGGCAUUUCGUGUGUCAGGUUUACGGCUGACGACGCGCACAUCGUGUCCAUCGGCAAGGGUGAUCGAGCGAUCUUCGUCUGGAAGGUCGAUGAGGCAGCGGACGGGCUCCCCCCGUAGGGAGGGGUCGGGAAAAAGGGCGAAAGAGCGCCCGCAGCCAAAGCGACGCUGCGUUUUGGCGGUGUCUGCGAAGAGUAGCCGCAGACAGAAGAUUGGAUGCGAAGGACAGUGCUGGGAUACGGCGUGGGAGGGGCACAGGGUGGUACCAAUUCGCCCGGCCCUUCCCCUCCCCGGUAGUACGAAGCUACAGUU